UGUGAGGUGGCGUAUACGACUUAUUAAAACAGCAGGAAAUGCCCUUGGAGGUGAGCCAACGAGGAUCUCACCCUGUCGUGCUCUGACCGGAUUUGGCGAAGUUUGGACUUGCUCGCUGAAAUGCUCUGCUGCUUUGGUGAAUGAGUUUAAACAGUCUUGAAAUCUUUGAUUGGCGUCAGGUUUUGCGCUUGACUUAAUAGCAGACAUAUAGAAGCGAUAUUCUCUGUGAGACUUCAGUUGGGGACUGAAUAUGGAGAUGCAAGGCCGCUUAGUGGACUCCACGUUAAUACAUUUUGUCAGUGAUAUGAACCUGAAUGAGUUUCCGCAAAAGUAUGUUUUAGAACCCAGGCAGCAGGUGGAUAAUACCCCAUCCAGUCCGUACAACCACACACGGCUGAAUGACUCAUCCUGGAAUCGGAGCCUAGAAAACGGGGCGCGCACUGCGGAGCUCCGCGCCGACCAUCUAGUGAUGAGCGCACCGAGAUACUACAGCCGCGGAGCGCACGGACACACCAAGUCCAAACGGAGGAGGAUCAUCACCGUGGUCCAGCGGCAGGCAGCCAAUGUGCGGGAAAGGAAGAGGAUGUUUAGCCUGAAUGAAGCGUUUGAUGAACUGAGGAGGAAAGUUCCCACAUUCGCUUACGAGAAGAGACUGUCCCGUAUUGAGACACUUCGUCUGGCCAUCGUCUACAUCUCCUUCAUGAUGGACCUGCUGGAGAGCACCUGAGACACCAUGGGCCAACGCAACCUUUAUUUAAGAAGACUCCCCU
This is a messenger RNA of Monopterus albus (swamp eel), 770 nucleotides long. Its product is annotated as fer3-like protein. Gene Ontology annotation, biological process: developmental process; regulation of transcription by RNA polymerase II. The transcript has a single exon. The record is from RefSeq and is a predicted model, not a curated record. Bases 251 to 727 code for a protein of 158 amino acids. Lineage: Eukaryota; Metazoa; Chordata; Actinopteri; Synbranchiformes; Synbranchidae. Gene Ontology annotation, molecular function: RNA polymerase II transcription regulatory region sequence-specific DNA binding; DNA-binding transcription factor activity, RNA polymerase II-specific; protein dimerization activity.